UUGAUUCACAAUUAUUUUUCUCUCUAGUUUUCACUACUAUCUUUUUUUAUUUUGCUUUGAACUUUUUCUUUUCAUUCUAUCACUUAAAAAAGUUUUAAGUUAAAUAUGAGACGUGAGUAAAUAUGACCCGUCGUGCUGGCGGGUUAAUGAAUGAGGCACAACUCGUUCCAUGCGCCAUAGUGUUCGUAUUUUAGUGUCAUUCUGAUGCAUAAACUAUCAUAUAGUAUUAGAAAUUCAGAAUCAUCGUUAUCUCAGAUUCUCUCAAUCAUAUACAAGUAAUUAAUAAAUCUGCAUGAAUGUAAUUGAUUUACUGCUUCAGAAAUCAGAACCAAUUUCUAACCGAAUUUCUAACGACACCUAUCCCCUCCCCCCCUUUCUCCCUACAGUACUCUGUACAACUCUCUCUUCAGCAGACCCUUCAUUGACUUUGUUACAAACAUUGGGAAAAACACCCCAUAAACAUUUUCUUGCUACCCAUUUCUCUUUUUUUUGCAAGAAAAACAGCCAAGAAAACACAAAACCCCAAAAAAAAAAAAAAAAUUUCACAAGAAAAUGGCGAAACCCAGGUUGUGUUAUGGAGUAAUUUUGAUUCUUCUCACUUUCUUUGGGUCUAUUACAGCACAACCACAAACGCCUCCUGCCUAUCUUCAAUUUACUGCAAAUGCUACUGAAUUCCCUAUAGAAGACUAUUAUGAUUAUAUAAUUGUUGGAGGUGGAACUUCUGGAUGCCCAUUGGCAGCUACGUUGUCAGAGAAUUACAAGGUACUUUUGCUGGAACGAGGAGGAGUGCCGUACGGGAACCCAAACUUGAUGACCCAAGAGGGCUUCUUAAACACCCUUUUGCAGAUUGAUACAUUUGAUUCUCCUGCACAAGCAUUUACUUCAGAAGAGGGUGUGCCCAAUACUCGGGGUCGUGUUCUUGGUGGAAGCAGCGUUAUAAAUGCCGGGUUUUACAGCAGAGCUGAUAAAGAGUUUUAUGAGAAGUCUGGUCUUAGUUGGGAUUUGAGAAUGGUGAAUCAGUCCUAUGAGUGGGUGGAGAAUGCUAUUGUGUUUCGGCCUGAAUUAAGAAAUUGGCAAUCUGCUGUAAGAGAUGGCCUGUUGGAAGCUGGGGUGAAUCCAUACAAUGAUUUCAGUUUGGAGCAUGUUUUAGGAACAAAAAUAGGUGGAUCUACAUUUGAUAGCUCCGGUAGAAGACAUAGUGCUGCAGACCUUUUGAACUUUGCAACAGCUUCAAAUAUAAAGGUAGCUGUACAUGCGAAUGUACAAAGGGUUAUACUUGCCACAUCUUCUGCAUCAGGGAACUCAAAGCUCUCAGCAAUUGGAGUAGUGUAUCGUGAUACGCUAGGGCAUUAUCAUCACGCAAUGGUGCGUGAUCAUGGUGAGGUCAUUCUGUCAGCUGGUGCCAUUGGAAGUCCUCAGCUUCUCUUACUUAGUGGAAUCGGUUCAAGGCCAUACCUGUCGUCAUGGGGUAUUCCAGUUUCCCAUCACUUGCCUUACGUGGGCCAGUUUCUCUAUGAUAACCCCAGAAAUGGAAUCUCCAUUGUCCCGCCAACUCCUCUGGAACAUUCACUUAUUCAAGUUGUGGGCAUCACUGAUACAGGAGCUUACUUGGAAGCUGCAUCAAAUGUGAUUCCAUUUUCUGCCCUUUCCCACUCUGUUUUUACCCGGUCACCAUCUUCACCAAUUUAUCUGACUGUGGCUACAAUCAUGGAGAAAAUUUCUGGUCCAGUUUCAUCUGGCUCACUUCAGUUGGCUUCCACAGAUGUUAGACUCAACCCAAGCAUCAGGUUCAACUACUUUACUGACCCACAAGAUCUACAGUUGUGUAUAGUUGGCUUGCGUAAAAUAGCAGAAAUUCUAAGAAGCCGGGCCAUGGAAGAUUUCAAGUUUACAUGGGCUGGAGGUAGAGAUUUCAGAUUUUUAGGACCUGGACUGCCCAUUGACCUAUCAGAUGAUGCACUGAUGGGUGAAUAUUGUCGCCGGACUGUGAGCACUAUAUGGCAUUAUCAUGGUGGCUGCAUCGUCGGAAAGGUUGUGGAUCCUGAUCUCCGAGUGAUUGGUAUCGAUGCUCUCAGAGUUGUCGAUGGGUCAGUAUUAACUGUAUCUCCAGGAACGAAUCCUCAGGCCACAGUUCUAAUGCUUGGCAGAUAUAUGGGACUGAAGCUGAUGCAAGAACGAAGAGAAUAAGAUGUCACGUUUACUAGCCAAAACAACACUAGUAGAUGCAACCUUUUGUUCCCUUCAAAUACAUAGCAAAAGGCUGCUUUAUGAUCGAUUUUGUUAAGCUGAUUUCUUUCUUCGUUUUUUUAUUUUUUUGUUCAUAAUUGGUAGAUGUAUGAGAUAUUGUCUUGUUAGCUCUACUGAAAGUAGAGCACUGUAGAGGCUUACUGCCUUACUGUACAUGUCAUAGGAGUGUAGCAAAAUGCUCUCUAAAGAGUACCAUUGUGCAAUACAUGUCAUAGGAGUGUAUGGCAAUAGUAUCCAUGCAUCUUAAGCCUAGAUUUUGAUCAUACUCACAAACCCCUAUUUUCUUGCAUAUUUCUUGGUUUUGUUGGUGUAUAGCGAUUGAAAGGCGAGAAUCUAUAGCAGUCGGAUGUGAUCUGUCCGCGUCCAGCGUGAUGUUCUGAUCUUGUGUCAGCCUAUCUUAUUUAAAGCAAUGAACAUGAAGCAUAUUCCAUGAUUCCAUCUCAGAGGUGGCAACUUUUUUCUUA
Molecule: messenger RNA, 2711 nt
Organism: Beta vulgaris subsp. vulgaris (sugar beet)
Lineage: Eukaryota; Viridiplantae; Streptophyta; Magnoliopsida; Caryophyllales; Amaranthaceae
Product: (R)-mandelonitrile lyase-like
Exons: 3
Coding region: 553-2187 (544 amino acids)
Molecular function (GO): flavin adenine dinucleotide binding; oxidoreductase activity, acting on CH-OH group of donors
Source: RefSeq, a predicted model, not a curated record